AUGGAGCGAGACGCGCUUCUGAGAUUCAAGAAAGAGCUCCAAGAUUCGUCAAAUCGUCUUUCUUCUUGGAUUCCUCAAACAGAUUGUUGCGAAUGGGUUGGAAUUCGUUGCGAUAGUUUCACUGGCCAUGUCAAAGAACUCAAUCUUGCGAAUACUCGAUAUGUUAUUUGGGAAACAGAAGCAGAGAGGAUUUCUUUCGAAAACUACAAGUUGAAGGGUAAUUUGAGCGACUCGAUCUUGAAUUUAAAGCAUGCAAGUCACAUCGAUCAAAGUUACAACGAUUUUGGAGGGUUGCGAAUUCCUGAUUUUUUGGGGUCACUUGUGAGUUUGAAUUAUCUUAACCUCACAGGGUCAGGAUUUCAAGGACUCAUACCUCAUCAGCUUGGAAAUCUAUCAAACUUGCAACAACUUGGUUUGCGAGGUAAUUCUCCAUUUUCUGGACCUAGAUCGAAUAGUGGAAAUCUUCAAUGGCUUCAAGGUCUUCGUUCAUUGUUGAGCUUGGAUUUGAGCUAUGCAAACCUUAGAAAAGUGUCUAAUUGGUUGCUAGAUAUUAAUAAGCUUCCUUCUCUCGUGGAACUGCGUUUGUCUUACUGUGAAUUGGGUCAUAUUACUCCAUUGAGUCGUGUUAAUUUCACUUCUCUCUCUGUUCUUGACAUUUCAUCGAACAACUUCAAUGAAUUCUUACCCAAAUGGAUAUUUGAUCUUGGUAGCCUUGUUUCACUUGACCUAAGUGGAAGUAAUUUCCAAGGUUCACUUCCUAGAGGUUUUUCGAACUUGACAUCCCUCCAAAGCCUUAACUUAGAAUAUAAUUACUUGAAUUCUUCACUACCAGAAUGGUUGUUUAGUCUUACAAGCAUCACUUCUAUAAGGAUGAAGGGCAGUAGCUUUGAAGACCUUCAAUCCCUUUACUUGCAAGGGGAGAUCUCAAAUGACAUUGUCAAUCUUACUAAUUUGGUUUCUCUUGACCUUUCCUGGAAUGAACUCAAAGGGACCAUACCAAGCUCAAUAGGAACUCUUUGCAACUUGAGGAGCAUUUCUCUGUCAGGAAAUACAUUUGGCCAAAAGUUAUCAGAAAUCUUUGACAUUUUUUCAGCAGGAUGCCUUGCAAAGAGUUUGAGAUUUUUGGAUUUGGGAGGAACUAAUAUUUCAGGUCAUUUCAAGAAUAAUAUUGCAAAGCUAAGAAAUUUGAAAUUCCUUAACAUUGGGGGUAACUUCAUUUCUGGUCUUAUUCCAGAGCUUAUAGGAAAUUUAUCUUCAUUAGAAUAUUUGAAUCUUGCUGGAAAUGGAUUGAAUGGAACUGUUCCAAAAAGCAUGGGAUCUCUAUGGAGUUUGCAACAACUGAUCCUUUCUUACAAUCGCUUGGAAGGCAUUGUAUCAGAAGUUCACUUUGUUAAUAUUGUGAAUCUGAUACAAUUAGAUAUAUCAGAAAAUAAUUUGACAAUGAGUUUCUCUAUUGGGUGGGUUCCUCCUUUUAGACUUCGUCAUAUACAGUUGAGAUCUUGCAACUUAGGUCCCCAGUUUCCCACAUGGCUCAAAUCACAGAAGAGUUUUACUGACGUUGAUCUAUCUAAUGCCAAAAUUUCUGACACCAUUCCAGAUUGGUUUUGGAGUUUAUCUACUUCAUAUUUAUACUUGAAUCUCUCUCCCAACCAACUGUUAGGGGAAAUUCCUGAUUUUCUUCUUCACGCUCAAUUCACAUUGAUAUACCUCAGUUCCAAUAAAUUUCAUGGCAACCUACCUCACAUAUCAUCUAAUGUUACAGAGCUUGAUCUUUCCAAUAAUUCAUUCUCUGGAAACAUGUCUCACUUCUUAUGUCAUUCAACAAGUCAAGAUAAUCGAUUGGAGAUUCUUCAUCUUGGAGACAAUCUUUUAUCAGGAAAUAUUCCGAAUUGUUGUACAAAGUGGACGUCAUUAGAAGUUGUGAAGUUGGGAAACAAUAAUUUAUUUGGAAAGUUACCAAGUUCCAUGAGGUCUCUAAGCAAACUAAAGUCUUUGCACCUACGAAACAACAGCCUUUCUGGAGAAAUCCCUCACUCUCUCAAAAAUUGCUUGAAUUUAAGGACUUUGGAUCUUAGUCUAAAUGCAUUCCAAGGAAACAUUCCAGCAUGGAUGGGGACGAAUCUCUCGAACCUCAUGAUUCUUGGACUUCGAUCAAACAAGUUGAGUGGAGUAAUCCCAGACGAGCUCUAUCAUCUCUCAUCUCUACAAAUCAUGGACAUUGGGAAAAACACCUUAAUUGGGUCUAUACCACAUUGUUUUGGCAAUUUUACCGCCAUGGCUACCAAAAGGAAUUCAUUUGGACACAUAUUUUAUUCUUUUUACCAUGGAGAAUUUUUAGAGAAUGCAUAUGUGAUAACUAAAGGAGGAGAAUUCCAGUACAAUAACAUCUUGACCCUCAUGACUAGUAUAGACCUUCCAGACAACACCAUAUAAGGAGAAAUCCCUCGUGAAAUU
Molecule: messenger RNA, 2454 nt
Organism: Momordica charantia (bitter melon)
Lineage: Eukaryota; Viridiplantae; Streptophyta; Magnoliopsida; Cucurbitales; Cucurbitaceae
Source: RefSeq, a predicted model, not a curated record